AUGCAAAAAGUUUAAAUAGCAUAUAAUUAUUGCUAAAAGGAGUCUCAUACAGAAGAAUGGCUAAAUACAAUUUGUAUUGACUAAAAUUGUUAAUAAGAAAGACUUCUCUGUUGUUUAUGCUUAGAACUUCAUGAAGGACACAGAGUCACUGCUUUAAAAAAGUUUCUAAUAGAGUAUAAAUAACAAUACCAAAAAAAAAAGAGAGAUGAAGAGGAAAUGAAUGACAAAUAUUGGUUAGUUGUCUAUUUAUUCAUAUUUAGUUUAUCCAAAAUCUUAGAGAGCUUCGAAAAAGAGGUAAUAUAGGUCAAGUAAAUUAUUGAUGGGAAUUUCGAUAAUCUUUUGAGUUAAAUAAAAGAGUCUAUCUCUAAUUUUAACUGUUUAGAGACAUGUUAAACUUAUGAUAAAAUUGGAAAGAUUCUCGAUAAGAUAUCUACAUCAGAAUAAGCAAUAGACGAUGUGAAAUAGUUGUUUUCCUCAAUCGAAACCAUUACCUCAAAAGAUGGGUUUUAAUUUUAAAUAGUAUAACCUCGCCCAAAACUUAGUAAUCUAUAAGAGAGGCAUUUUUCAUCAUAACAAAUUUUCAACGAUUAUGUCGAAUUUAAUAAAUAAAUUUGUUUAAACUUUGAAAAAACAAUUAAUAAAUUGAGCAAAUAAAUAAAAGGUUUCUUUAGUGAAAUUCAAAAUAAUGACGAUUCAGACAGCCUAGGAUAGAUUUCAACAUCAAUAAGCAAUUGGAAGGAGGAUCAUACUCAAAUUUUGACAUAAAAUUGUUAGAACGGAAUCUAAUAUUAACCUAAAUAGAAUGAUUAGACAGAGUGA
Molecule: messenger RNA, 819 nt
Organism: Paramecium tetraurelia
Lineage: Eukaryota; Ciliophora; Oligohymenophorea; Peniculida; Parameciidae
Exons: 2
Source: RefSeq, a predicted model, not a curated record